Molecule: messenger RNA, 1846 nt
Organism: Lycium barbarum (goji berry)
Lineage: Eukaryota; Viridiplantae; Streptophyta; Magnoliopsida; Solanales; Solanaceae
Product: GDSL lipase-like
Exons: 5
Coding region: 73-1182 (369 amino acids)
Molecular function (GO): hydrolase activity, acting on ester bonds
Source: RefSeq, a predicted model, not a curated record
UCAAGAACCUGAAGCUAGGCAUCUUCUUAAUUUGAAGUAGAAUUCUAGUGCUAAAAAUUAUAGUUGCUAACCAUGGCCUUCUUUCAUGGCUUCAUCAUCGUGUGGUUGUCUCUAACUGCCAUACCAUUUGGGUGUCUUGGUAGCUAUGAUUAUGAAAAAAUAUCAUCAGUUCAAAAACAAAAAGCCCUCUUUGUGUUUGGUGAUUCCCUCUUUGAUCCUGGGAAUAACAACUAUAUCAAUACUACUACUCAAUUCCAAGCUAAUUGGUGGCCUUACGGUGAAUCCUUCUUCAACCCUCCUAGUGGCAGAUUUUCUGAUGGUCGUCUUAUUUCUGAUUUUAUUGCUGAAUUUGCUGAGCUGCCACUCAUUCCAUCGUAUUUUGCGAUUUGCAAAGACCAAUUUGUUCAUGGAGUAAAUUUCGCAUCAGGAGGAGCUGGAUGUUUAGCUGAAUCUUAUCGUGGCUUUGUUAUUGACCUUAAAACACAAUUAAAAUAUUUUAAGAAGGUGGUGAAAGAUUUGAAGAAGAAGUUUGGAGAAAAAAAGUCUAAACGACUCCUCUCCAAUGCUGUAUACAUGUUUAGUGCUGGAACUAAUGAUUACAAUAACUUUAACGCGACAUAUCCAAAGGAAGAAUAUGCAAAGAUGGUAAUUGGCAAUUUGACAUAUGUUCUGAAGGGAAUAUACCAAGAAGGAGGGAGAAAAUUUGCCUUCCUAAACUUGGGUCCUUUUGGUUGUGCACCAGGUUCUAGGGCUCUUAAUUUCCAACGAGGAAAUAAAAGUGGUAACUGCAUAGAAGAAAUGAACACCCUUGCAAAAAUACACAACUCAGCUUUGCCUAAAAUGCUAAAGCAUCUAGAGCAGCAGUUACCUGGAUUUAAGUAUUCCUUGUUUGAUUUCUUCAAAGUUGCUACUGAAAGAAUUGACAAUCCUUCAAAAUAUGGCUUUAAAACAUCUAAAAUAGCUUGUUGUGGGACGGGUCCAUUCAGAGGAAUCUAUAGUUGUGGAGGCAAGAGGCAAGUAAAAGAGUAUGAAUUGUGCAAAAAUGUCAAGGAUUACAUAUUUUUUGACUCUGGUCAUCUCACUGAAGUGGCAUAUCAACAAGCUGCUGAAUUAAUGUGGAAUGGAACUAUGGAUGUUACUGAGCCUUACAACUUAAACUCAUUUUUCAAUUUACCAGCAUAGCUUAUGAUUGGUGGCAUUAUUGUGCAAAUAACAAUUCUGUUAAUAAGGUUUUACACAUUUGAUGACUUCGAUCUCAUGAAUCUGUAGUGCUUCAGAUAUAGAAUCUGUCAUUGUGUGAAUAUGAAAUUGGAGAAUGGUUUGAAUGCAAAUAAUUCCCUUUGAUUAGAUGAGUUUAUCUUUGCUUUUUACUUCGUUCUGCUCGCGCUCUCUCUCUCUCUCUCUCUCUCUCAGUGUGUGUCUUUUUUCUUUUUUUCUUUUUUUUUGGGUUUUGGUGGAAUUAUUCGUGAUUUAUUAUGGUAAGAAUAAUUCAAUCGGAUUUUUAAAUUAUUUCCAUAAUACGAGCCUCAGUAAUUAGGGGUUUGGUUGGAAAGAAGCUAUCCCAGGAUAACUUAUACUGGGAUUAGUUAUUUUACCCUCCCACAGGGAUAAAAUAACACCACAAUCCCGAGAUUAGUUAUACCACCAUUUUAUCUCAACCAAACGUGGGAUAAAUUUACCUCAAAUAUAAUCUUGGAAUUAUUUAUCCUUAUCCCUUCUACCAAACGAGCCCUUAAUGUUAUGAUCCUUGUUGUGCCAAUAUUUAAUUAGGACUCAGAAUUUUAUUUCUUGGUGGAGAAGGAACCAAACCCAUUUUUUCUAGGUUUUAGGAAAACUUGGUUAUAAA